GAAAAACACAUUGCAGCACCAAAUCUCUCAGCUCUGAAUCUCAUCGCGGCGCAUCGUGAUACACCAGCAAUAGCUCCAAAAAGAAAUCUUAAAAAUACAACAUGGAGUCCUCUCCAGAUCCAGCGAGCGACCCGGGCAACGGCGUCUCAGAGUCGGUUACCCCGGUCAGGGAAACCCCGGUAAACCUGGAGACUCUCCGCAAAGCUGAACACCAAGCCCCGGUGCGCAGGCAGAGCUGCUCCAGUACCAACAGAGGUAUUUCAGUAACAAAGAAGACACACACUUCUCAAAUCGAAAUAAUUCCCUGCAAGAUCUGUGGAGACAAAUCAUCAGGCAUUCAUUAUGGCGUGAUAACGUGCGAGGGCUGCAAGGGUUUCUUCAGGAGGAGUCAGCAGAGCAAUGCGGCGUACUCGUGCCCGCGUCAGAAGAAUUGCCUGAUUGACCGCACCAGCCGGAACCGCUGCCAGCACUGCAGACUGCAGAAGUGUCUGGCCGUGGGCAUGUCACGUGAUGCUGUGAAGUUCGGCCGCAUGUCGAAGAAACAGCGGGACAGCCUGUAUGCAGAGGUGCAGAAACAUCGACUCCAACAGCAACAGCGGGACCACCAGCAGCAGCCCGGAGAAGCCGAGCCCUUAACCCCAACUUACGGCCUCUCCACUAAUGGCCUGACUGAGCUACACGACGACAUGAGCGGCUACAUGAACGGCCACACGCCCGAUGGCACCAAGCCCAACUCAGGCGUCAGCAGCUUCUACCUGGACAUCCAACCCUCACCUGACCAGUCCGGCUUGGACAUCAACGGCAUCAAGCCGGAGCCCAUCUGUGACUUUACCCCUGGCUCAGGCUUUUUCCCCUACUGUUCCUUCACCAAUGGCGAGACGUCCCCCACUGUCUCCAUGGCUGAGCUGGAGCAUCUGGCCCAGAACAUUUCCAAGUCCCACAUGGAGACGUGUCAGUACCUGAGAGAAGAGCUUCAGCAGAUGACCUGGCAGGCUUUCCUACAGGAGGAGGUUGAGAGUUACCAGAACAAGCCCAGAGAAGUCAUGUGGCAGCUGUGUGCCAUAAAAAUCACAGAGGCCAUUCAGUACGUGGUGGAGUUUGCCAAGCGCAUCGACGGCUUCAUGGAGCUCUGUCAGAAUGAUCAGAUAGUGCUGCUCAAAGCAGGCUCUUUGGAGGUGGUGUUUGUCAGAAUGUGCCGUGCCUUCGACCCUCAGAACAACACAGUCUAUUUCGAUGGAAAGUACGCUGGGCAUGAUGUGUUUAAAUCAUUAGGCUGCGAUGACUUGAUCAGCUCCGUCUUCGAGUUUGGGAAAAACUUGUGUUCUAUGCAUCUCUCUGAAGACGAGAUCGCCCUGUUCUCAGCCUUCGUGUUGAUGUCGGCAGACCGGUCCUGGCUCCAGGAGAAAGUGAAGGUGGAGAAACUCCAGCAGAAGAUCCAGCUGGCCCUCCAACAUGUUCUCCAGAAGAACCACAGAGAGGAUGGCAUACUGACAAAGUUGAUAUGCAAAGUUUCCACACUGCGUGCUCUGUGCAGCAGGCAUACGGAAAAGCUGACGGCGUUCAAAGCAAUAUACCCAGACAUUGUCCGCGCCCACUUCCCCCCAUUGUACAAGGAGUUGUUCGGAUCAGACUUUGAGCAGUCCAUGCCCGUGGAUGGGUAGCGCUUCCCCGUGCCCGCCCUACCUGGGGGAAUUCACACCGUGGGGAAUGUCAAGCAUAAAUCUAAGACACUUUACCAGUGCCCUGCACAUACACACACACCUGGACGGCCGACACACUGCACACACACACUUUUCCCUUUUUCUCUAUUUUUUUGUUUUUUUUCUUUGUUUGUUUUUUUUUUUUUUUUUUUUAGUUUUUUUCAGGAGGAGGUAAUGGACUGGAUUUGACUCCAGCAGUUUAUUUUUGGGGUUUGUUCCCUCCUUUUACUGACACAGGUGGGAUUUGGAGCCCAUGGGAGUGGAUGAAAAGAUGAAGACACUAAUUUUUCAUACACUCCCUCUCUCUCUCGCUCCCUUUCUCUCUCUUUCUUUGGCUGAACCUGUAAAGUCCAUGCAUACGAUUCGAGAGCGGUCCCAUGGCGAUUUGUCACAAUCAGCAUAAAUUGUUUUGACUUGUUUCCAAAAUGGAAAACAAUUCCCAGAGCGUAUUCUCCUGUAUCCAGCAUUUUAAAUGUUUUUAGUAGCAGCAACAGACCUUACAGCCCUUUUCAAGCCAAGAAAAAUGAAAUAUGUUUUUUUUUUUUUUUACUUAAAAAAUUCAGUGAUGUCUUUAUAAGAAGAACUAUUCCAGUAGUUAUUGUAGCAUCAGAAAAGUUCUACGUAGAAAUUUACUCAGCUUGUGACCCAUACAGUAUGCAUGGUCCAGGCUCAGCCAAUAGCUUUAUUUAAUUUUCUUUAAGUCUUGAUGUCAGACUAUAAACCAGCAGUUAAUGAAAAAGAAUACGAGAUGAGAGUAAUACAGGAGACAAAGGAGAGAAAGAAGGAGAAGUAGUGUGAAGCAGAGCAAGUCAGAAUUUGGUGUCGCAAAGUAGCACCUUUCUACGGACAAUCGUCGAAAAAAAGAAGGCAGAAUUCUGGUAAUUCUAAUUAGAUAAAAUCGCAAAAGGCGCAAUUACUUUUAGCUGUCUGAGACUCCAUCUGCCAUAGUUGCUUAGUGAUAUCAUUUAAGGCCAUCUGCUAUUAAGUCCCUUUUUGGAAUGGUGUUAAUGUAACGCAGUGGUCCGACCACCAACAUCGAUGCAAUGCAAGGGUCCAUUCCACCAGUUUUCUAAUGUAUUACAGGGUAAACACUCAUAAGUACAAAACUAUACAGAAAAAAAAAAUGUUUAUAGAAUCUAUUUUAAAUAACAUGUAUGAUAUUAGUAGCUAGACUAUUCUUAAUUGUGAAAAAAAAAAAAAUGGAUAAGGCACUUUUAUUUGCACCUUUCUUUAAUUUGAGACUUGUAUAUUUAUCUAGUGAAGUGUUGCAUGUAUAAAUACCACGGUUAUGGAGAUUGAGUGCUAGAAAACCCUAACGCUGCUGAGGGUGGGUGUGUGUGUGUGUGUGUGUGUGUGCGUGUGUGCGUUUGUGUAUUUAUUUGUGCGAGCUGGAGGUUGGUGCUGGGCAAAGGCCGAUCACAAGCGUUCCAGGAGGGGACUAUUUUUAAAGCAGCUUCAAUGCUGGAAUACUGUUCCUAGAUCAGCGUUGCGUAUUUGGCACUCAUCAAUGACUAGUGAAUUUUUUGUGCUAAACAUACAGCACCCACAUAAUAGAGAUGCUUUGAUCCAAGCUUUAUCACAAAAAAGGUUUUCAACAUGAUACCGUAAUUCGAAAUGUGCUCUACCAAAUUGUUGGUUCAAGGGUUCAAGCACACCCAGUUUAUGAAAUAAAUACAUUUUUGAAGGGCUGUUUAAUGCAAUUUUUUUAAAGAACCCUUGUUCCUAUAAAACAAAAAAGGUUUGAGAUCUGUUUAUGAAUUGCAGAGAUAUUUCAGUAUGUCAGCCUCUGUUCAAUUGCUCCAUCUAGUGAUGGUGCACCAUAUGACCAUGGUUUGACUAUUUUACACCACUCUGACUGGUUGAUCAGGCAACCACCCGUUCUUAGAUACACACUCUACUCCAUCUGGACCUGGGAUGAAAGUGUCUUUUAUAUGAAUUUUCUUUUUAAACCGGCUCUUGUGAAGGUCUUUGCCCGGCAACAACACUCAUCUGGAACGUAAGAGUGAAAAACAGAAGAAAAGAGAAAUACUCAAAGCCUUGUCUGGUUGAAAUCCUCUAUUUUUGUAAUAUUGUACAGUGCUUAUGAAGCCUAUGAAAGAUAAAAGGGAAAGAACGAAGGAUGAUAAAGCACUUAAUCCUGCAAUAAUUAAUUAGAAUUGGUGUGGUUUUUUUAUGAUUUUUCAAAGAACAAGACAAUGGUACUAAUAGUGCUAUUUUUUGUAAUACCUAAAUGUCAUGUGUUGCGCGUGUUUGUACGUCUCUUGAAUGUGCCAUAGUCAAGGGUGUAGAUUUGGCUUGAACAUUGGGGGGUUGCAGCGUGAAACAUUUACAUAUUUCCAUUGAUCAUGGUAUAAAUAAUGGGGGGGGGGGGUUGUACUUGCUUGGUAACUCCCCCCACAUCCUCCCUGGAAUCUACGCCCCUGGCCAUAGUGGUCUUUCCUGCUUUUUUGAGUCUGAAAUUUUUUUUUGUAACAUUCCAGUAAAACAAUGUUGUGGCUUUUAGAAAGUCCCUAAAUAAUCCAGAAAAAAACGUAAUUGAUAACUUCCACAACCUACUAACAGACAUUUUGACAAACCUUGAACUGAUCUUGGUAGCUUCCUUAUCAUCCAAUGAAAAAUCAGACACUUUCAUUCCGUAAUUACAUGGUUUUUCCUAUGACGCAAAGUAUUAUCCUCAGGGAAGAGUCUGUCUAACUAAAUUCUGAAGCCGGUAGCUUAAACGCGUUAGUCAGCUCUAUGUUAACGUCAAUAAUUUGAUCUCAACAGCAUGAUCAGGGUCAGUACAGUAAAAUCAUUAUAUUUAUGUGUAGUACAUCAGAAUACUAUUGACGAAAUAUUUUUCUUGUUAUUGGUUGUGAAAUGCAUUGAUUGCGUCCCUCAGAAGUUGUGAUUACUACAGUACAUCAUCAAACUGUGAACAACAAUCCAGUUUCAAGUUUAGGUUCUUGUAAAUCAGCAGCGUGUGUGUACAACAAGGCUCAGGGAGAGUAAUAGUGUGAUAAUUGAGAACACUCAAGCAGGGAAUACCGAAGGAUAAUGAGAGAUAUUAACUCCAAACAUUAACGCCUGCAUAGACAGUAUACUGUACAGUAGGUGCACUCUCGAAGACUGUUCCAAACCUUUUUUUUUUUUGUUUGUUUUGUUUUUUUAUAGAGUGCACUUAAUUUAUUUAUAAUCCAAUAAUCAUGAUUUAAUUUCAUUGCAUAACAAAAAGUUACUAAAAACAGUUCAGUCUGAUUAAAGAUAUCUAACCCAAUAUUAGUUUGUGCUAUGUAUUUCUAUGGUUAUUAGAUUAUUGCAUUGUUAGCUUAGCAACAUGCUAACGUGCAAAACACUAUUGGGAAUCAGUUGUUGAGGCUUCACAUAAGGAAACCUAUUUGUGUGAGGUACAGAGUUGCUGCCAAUGUAGAGCGUAGAGCGUUCCAAAUCAGUCACUUAUGAGGUUCCAUUUCCGUCAUGCUCCCUUAGAAGGUAUCUGC
Molecule: messenger RNA, 5179 nt
Organism: Myxocyprinus asiaticus (Chinese sucker)
Lineage: Eukaryota; Metazoa; Chordata; Actinopteri; Cypriniformes; Catostomidae
Product: nuclear receptor ROR-alpha A-like
Exons: 11
Coding region: 102-1661 (519 amino acids)
Biological process (GO): regulation of transcription by RNA polymerase II
Cellular component (GO): nucleus
Molecular function (GO): zinc ion binding; nuclear receptor activity; RNA polymerase II cis-regulatory region sequence-specific DNA binding
Source: RefSeq, a predicted model, not a curated record